Messenger RNA from Saccharomycopsis crataegensis, 579 nucleotides. RefSeq lists its product as uncharacterized. The record is from RefSeq and is a predicted model, not a curated record. The coding region runs from base 1 to 579 and encodes 192 amino acids. Lineage: Eukaryota; Fungi; Ascomycota; Saccharomycetes; Ascoideales; Saccharomycopsidaceae. The transcript is spliced from 2 exons.
AUGUCCGGGGGUCCAGUUCCAGUGUACAAGAAAUAUACUACCGGUUCCAAAGGGAUCUGGGAAAUACUAAGACAAUGGUUGACUUUGGUGCCAAACCGUUCUUCUGGUAACCCAAUAGUCCCACUCUACCGUGCCGUGCCACCAGGUUCUCAACCAAAGGCCCCACUUUAUACUGAUCCAUUCACCAUUCCAACCGGGGAUAUCAAAGCCAACCCAUUCUACAAGCGUGACCACCGUCGUAACUAUCCUCAGAUAUCUUCUUUUGACCAAACAAAGAUCUCUGGUCUCUUGACCCUUGGAUCAGUUUCCAACCCUCGUAUUUCCAUCGGUAACAAGGGCCAAGAAGAAUUAUUGCCAUUCAAGGCCUCCAAUGACGAAACCUUGUUGAGCAAGACCUUGCCUACGGUUUCCCGUAAAGUCAUCCAAGAAGAGAUCCUUGGGGCUCAAAAUAGUGCCAUUGUUGCCCCAAGUUUGACUAGAAAGAGAACCUGGGUCAUCGUUCCUGAAGCCAAGAACGGUAUCUACGGUCCAGAAUUCCCAUGUCGUCUUUUCAAUACCGUUCCAGUUCAAAACGCUUGA